AUGUCUGAGCCAGAUUCCAAUACAGUCCAAAAGCUUAACAAAGCCUUUAUGGAUGCUAACUCCGGAGAAGUUAAAAAGGAGACAGCUUUAAUGAUGAUCUCUUCAAGUAUAAAUUGGGCUGAUUUCCUAACCCCUGCACCCAUGUGCAUUGCCCUUCUUGGACAACUGAUGCUGAUAUCCACAGAAAAAGAUUUUUCUUUGGAGAAGCAAAGGCCCGAGAAUGGUUUUAAGUAUAUCGAGCACCCUGAAUCAUUCCGUACAUCGUUGGUACAAGUUAGUAACGCUGGCUGGAGAGCAUUCAAUGAAGCCCACAAGGUAAUACCAAAAUAUACCGAAUAUUGACAAAAUUUUCGUCUACUAAAAGAAAUGCUUCAAAAGGAUGCAAAACAUUGGAGAAAUUGCCUUGACUGCUUCAUCAUAUGAAAAACAGUUUUGAGAAUUUUUAAUUUAUGUCUGAUGUUUUUAACCUUGUAUAAAUAGAGGAUAUUACAUGGCCGCGCGGUGAUACAAAUUUUAUCUUCGAGUGCUGAAAGUAUCUCUCACAAGUGAGCGAUACUUUCAGCACGAGAAGAUAAAAUUCGUAUCCCCAAGCGGCCAUGUAAUGUUCUGUUUAUUUUAUAGAUACUGAUGAAAUUUCUUCAUAAAACACAACUUUUUUAAAAUUCAUUUUCGAAACAGCAAAAUAGUGCAAUUAAAGUGAUCACCUAUCGCAAAAUGCCUGUCACAAAAAUGUUAUGAAACUCGGAUGUAAAGUUAUAAAGGAGAAAUAAAGACAAUAUACUUUUAUUUUCUGUUCCAAAAAGUCAAAAUUCUAAUGAACAAGAGAAAUAUUAUGUUAGUAACCAUGGCGACAUCAAUAUCCUCACACGUGAAAGAUAAAAAAUAGUAUCUUCACUGUGCGCGAUGAAAUAUGAUUUUUUAGUAAAAGGAAAAAUCCUGGUAUUUCAUCAGUAUCUAUAUAAUAAAUAAAGUUAUCAUUCAUUCAUUAGCUAUAUACCCCUUUUCCUCCUCAUCAUGUUGUCCAUACAUUCAACCUUUUCUUGCUGUUCUAUAUUCAGGUUCUGGGCACAAUUUUUGUAAUGUGGUGUAUGUGAGCCCCAAGAAUCUAAGACUCAGAAGGCUCGAGUUACUACAGGGGUCCUGGAACUACUCCCAAAAAAAAAAAAAAAUCGUACUGAUUGAAGUUGCAUAUCUUGUAUAUUGAAAGCUGCCACAUAGUACAUUAGACAUGCAAUGCUGCUCAAAAAAUUUGGAAAAUUGAUAACACAUUUCACUGCUUAUUGAUGCUACAAUAGAACCCCGUCAUAUUUGAUUUUAUAUUUUUGGGGGAGUUAUUACUUGCUUAUUACUUGGUUUGACCUUUUUGGAUUGGAUUUUGGAGGUAUUAGGAAAACAAGAUGAAGUAUUUAGACCUUAUAGGUCCUAGUCUUUGAGCGUAUUUUAAGGAUACGUUAUGAAAGUUACCUUAACUUCCCCUCUUCAAAAAAUGGGAGAUUCAUGGUCCCUCUAAGCAUGGCCCCCUCUAUAUGCCAUUUUCUUGUGGGCCAACCCUGAAAACCACCAACCCAUCUUCUUGGUAUAAAAUAUUUAAUGGUCUCUUACUAACAUAAUCUUAUUUUAAGGGUUUUUAACUGACGAUACUGUCCUGACUUAUAACUGUAUUUAGUGUGUCGCACGCAAUUUACUUUUGUUUUGUUUUACACCAAAACAACGUGUCACUCAGAAUUUACUGUGACUACUUAAUCAUGAUUUAGAAUUUUACUAUCAUUGACCAACUACAUCAUCAGCUAACUGUGACUUUUAAUUUUUUCCCCAAGAACAUGGAUCGAAUCCGUCUCUACUCCAUUCAAAUCCCUGAUCAAGUCAAGAAAGUUGUUCGCACUCUCAUCAAAGGAACUGACGAGGACAUCAAAGAUAUUCUUCCAAUAGAACUUGGAAAGAUUGAGAGACAUUCAUCAGAGUGUUUAUCUUUGGCGGAAGCAGUUGAAAAGAAGUUCCAAUUUGUCAUGGAACUGACGAAUGAGCUAAGUGAGGUCUCCUCUGCAGCCCAAGGCUAUUAUCAGAAGGAACAAGAAGUAACAGAAAAGAAAAGAGAAAUUGCCCUAAUAAAAGAAAAGACGGUCCGGGAAGCAGCAGCUAAUAUGAAGGAACAGCAAGAAAAACUCGAAAAACAAGUACGUGAAGCUAAACGAGAUUUUGAGAGGGCUAUGGAUUCUAUGCCGAGCGGAAUGGAGGUUGUUGGAAUGCAUGUUGUCGAGACGAUAACAAAUUUGAUUUCCAGCAGUUCUUCAUCCGUUCUCCGCAAGUCAGGGAAUCCUUCCUCUAACCCUAAUUCGCAGGAGGACUCGUCAGGAACGGAGCAAAUGCAUACAGUCAGCCUUGGAGGAGAUCAGUUGAAACAACUGAUUAUUCAGUUGGUUGAACACCUCAAGUCUGGGGCCCGAGGAAAAGACCCAAGUGGGGCUGGAGAAACCUUAUCUGGAAAGCUCCAAUCGGUGAGGCUCUGGAUGGAGAGUUUAAAUAAAGAUUUCUCUGCUAAAGAGGACAGCGCCUCAGGCAAGAAACUGGCGGAGCUACUCUCGAAAGGGUUGGAGAUCUGCAAAAGAGCUGAAGAAUUAUCCAAUGAAAUUUCCUCUCAACCGAAAGAUAUGGAAACAGUGGCCAAGGAAGCAUCAGUCCUAAAAGAAAAGGUUUGCAAGUUUUGCACAAAAAUUAAAGCAAAUUCAGGAGGAAAUCCAUUUUACACCAAACCACCAAGGCAAGUCAAAACAACAACCAGUGCUGCCAAUUCCGCCUCUUCUGGUUUGACCAACACAGUUGUCGAAAAUGCACGCUUUAAAGUCGCUGAAGCAAGGGGUCUCUUGGAAAAACAGGAGGACCGCUAUGACAAAGCAUGCCAAGAAAUGAAAGAAAGCAACAAAAAGCUGGGUGAAGUAUUGCAGGAACUUGCACAAUUCAGCCCAGAAAAGAUUGCUGAUUUUGAGGAAAUUAGAAAGACGCUAAGACUUGGUCUUCAAGCCCUUGCCUCUCUUCGUGAAAAGUGGCAGAAACUGGUGGAGUUCUUCCAGUUUGUCACUAGUAUUAUUAAGGCAUGUCAGAAUGAGAGUAUUGCAGGCUUUGUUCAGUACGCUAAGGUAGGCCAAAAGCGAGCAUUAACCAACGGCUAUGCCGGAACCGAUUUCAUGAGAGAUGUCAUCUACGAACAAGUGAACCAAGCAAACACAACUUCGUACGUGGUUUGGUCGAUUUCCAACAUGUACGUGGAAAUAUCCCGCAAUCACCUGAUGGGCCGUUUGGCCAGUCUUAGCCAUCUGGUCGCAUUGGAUCCAGAGAAGGAUCGACAUAAAAUCGAGAUGAUGAAGAAUGAGCUCUUGGAAGGCAGCAAAGAAGCCCAAGAGGCGAUAAAAAGGCUUGUGUGGGAGGCUCAAGAUCAGUAUCACGUUAAGGUUGAAAAACGAAUCAAGCAGAUUGAGUCCGAGCUGAUGAAAGCACUUCCCCCAGAAGAUCUAUCAAGAAUAAAAGAAAUACAAGCCACCGUUAAAGAAGCCAUCAAAGAGGCAGAUGAUGAACUUGAUGAAGAUCAGUUCGCCUGA
Messenger RNA from Porites lobata, 3593 nucleotides. Lineage: Eukaryota; Metazoa; Cnidaria; Anthozoa; Scleractinia; Poritidae. The record is from the annotation of a GenBank genome assembly.